UUUCGGAAUUAAAAGCCAGAAUACAGGCCAAAGCUGCAAAAACAAAAGCAAGAGAUGAAACUGUUACCAAAACCAUAGCAGAUGAAGUCACAUUUCAUGACGCUUUCACGGGAAGUACAGCAACAACUUCCACAAAUACUGUUAUAAAUGACGCAUCAAAAACUUUGCUCCCACCACAACAUUUGAUGUUAAAUCAAACGACUGAUCUCAAGGAAGUAUUAGAAACAGCAUCUCCCACUACCACCAGCCCACCAUUGUCUCAAGAUAUACAUAUAUUGAUUGGACGUAGAAGUAGCCUGAGUGUGAUUUCAAUACUUUCAACUUCCGGAGUCUCUUAUGAGCAAUAUGGCAUUAAUGUCACAGAUUUGAUUGCAAUUGAUUAUGACCCAGUGGAAAAGUAUAUUUAUUGGACAGGAAAAGGUUAUAUUCGUCGCGCAAAAACGAACUUCACUGUCGGAGAACUUCUAGCGUCUAACCUUAGUACCGAAGUUGAUGGCGUUGCUGUGGAUUGGGUCGCAAGAAACAUGUACUGGUCGGAUAAAGGUCUAAAAUUAAUCGGCGUCUCCAGACUCGAUGGGAGUUCGAAAAAGAACUUCAUAACUACGAAUAUUGAAGCUCCAAGAGCAAUUGUCCUAUAUCCGUCCAUUGGAAAGAUGUAUUGGAGUGACUGGGGUUCUAAACCUAAAAUUGAAGCCACCUCUCUUGACGGCACGGACAGGCAUAUUCUUGUAAAUGGAUCACUUAUGUGGCCAAACGGAUUGGCAAUUGAUUACGCGAGAAAUUUCUUAUAUUGGGUUGAUGCGGGAUUAGAUAGGAUUGAAGCGAUACAACUGGAUGGUAGCGGAAGAUCUGUUCUCAUUGCUCAUGAUCAUCACAUUUUCGGAUUCACGUACUUUCAAAAUUUCAUUUACUGGACCGAUUGGCAAACUGGAUCUCUUGACAGAAUGUUAGUUUACAACUCAACAAUUCGACAAAAUAUCGCAUCCGGGGCAGGAGAUUUUAUGGGAGUUAAAGUUUAUGGGAAUCAUGCCAUUCCACAAACAAAUCAAUGUUACGGAAAUAACAACGGAUGCUCACACCUUUGCUUUUACACGUCUAAUGGUGCUGUUUGCGACUGUCCACAAAGUUGGGGCUUGAAAUCCGAUAAGAAGACUUGUAUCUCACCAUAACAUAAAGGGAACUCAUGAAGAUAUUUUUCUCUAAGUCAUCGUAUAUUUUUAGCUGAAAAACUUUGUUACUCGUCAUAUAGGUAUACUAUAUAACGUCACCACCACACAGAAGAGAGAACGAUGCUAUCAAGCACUCUUACAUUCCAAAAAUAUGAAUUACCACAAAUUUUUCACUUCUAUCUCAUUGUUAUGUGUGGCGGCGUUUGCGUUAGAACAGACUGCUUUUAUCUUUACUACCGUGUUUCCCCGAAAAUAAGAGCUACCCCGAAAACGGGGCUAGUCGAUGGCAGGAAACCUCUUCUAAUCGUUUUAGAUCAGGGGUUCUCAACCUGGGGUUCGCGAACCCCCUGGGGGUUCACGAGAAGAUUUUCAGGGGUACUAGAACGGCAGUUGAGUUUUUUGUGUGUUGCUGUUUUUUAAUAUCCUUUAUUACUACUGGAGAAAAAUGCGUGUCGAUUGAAAUUAGAUGCCAAUGGACCUUUUCCUGACCUUUGACCCCCGAAAAAUUAUUCCUAUACUUUACUAUUGCAAAAUUUUCGGGGCUCAUUUUAAGAGCGGUUUCGCGAAUUGGCGCCUGUAAAAUGGGGUAUGUGUUUCAAACCAUCAUUAUGAUUCAUCACAUGCAACAAUCUGUUUUUUGAAAGUACCGGUAAAGAAUUUUAGCCCAGUCUAUCACAGC
Molecule: messenger RNA, 1848 nt
Organism: Styela clava
Lineage: Eukaryota; Metazoa; Chordata; Ascidiacea; Stolidobranchia; Styelidae
Source: RefSeq, a predicted model, not a curated record